CUACAUAGCACCACUCUAGCCUCACCACACCGUCCACCACGGCCCCCGCCGCACGCCGCACCCCGCUAGCGCCACUCUAGCCUCACCACACCGCCGCCCAUCAUGGCCACGCACGAGGACCACAACGUCCUGCAGCCCUGGGCCUCGCUCGAUCUCACCAAGUUCUCAGUUGCGCUCGGUGUGCUAGGAUUUUACUUGGUCACGAUUGGCCAGUUGUCGUACCUCCUCAAGGCCCGCCUCCUCAUGUCGUCGGCCCUCAUCGCCCUCUGCGUCGGUAUCGCCGUCGGACCAAUCGGCCUCGACUGGAUAUCGCCGUGGCAAUGGACGUCGUUCGACGAGGAGUCGCGGCGCAACCUCACGUUCCAGAUCAUGCGCGUCGUCAUCGGGAUCCAGGUCAUGUUCGCCGGCAUCGACCUGCCCGCCGCGUACCUGCGCCGCGAGGCGAGGUCCCUCUUCAUGCUCCUCGGGCCCAUCAUGACGGCGGGCUGGUUCAUCUCGGCGGGCUUCAUCCUCCUGUUCAUCAAGGACCUCACGUUCCUCGAGGCGCUCGCCAUCUCGGCGUGCAUCACCCCGACCGACCCGAUCCUCGCCAACGCCAUCGUCAAGGGCCGGUACGCCGAGAAGCACGUGCCCAAGGCCGUGCGCGACAUCAUCUCUGCCGAGUCGGGCGCCAACGACGGCCUCGGGUUCCCGUUCCUCUUCAUCGCGCUCAACCUCAUGCAGCGCUCGAACCACGGGCGCGACAUUGGCCAGUCGAUCGCCCACUGGGUCGUCACGACGUGGCUGUACCAGAUCUUCCUGUCGUGCGCGAUCGGCGCCGUCAUUGGCUUCCUCGCGGCCAAGACGCUCAAGUUCUGCCACGCGCGCCAGCUGGUCGACCACGAGUCGUUCCUCGCGUACGGCGUCGGCCUCGCCCUGUUUACGCUCGGCGUCGUCGGCAUCCUCGGCAGCGACGACAUCCUCGCCUGCUUCGUCGCCGGCAACAGCCUGACGUGGCACGACUUUUACCGCAUCGAGAAGCACGAGCACGAGGACACGUUCCAGGACGUCAUCGACGGCCUGCUCGACACGGCGACCUUCAUCUACAUCGGCGCGCUCAUCCCUUGGUCCGAGUUCUCGAGCGAGCACCUCGUCCCGUGGCGCCUCGUCCUGUUCGCCAUCUGCAUCCUCCUCUUCCGUCGCCUGCCGGCCAUGUUGCUCUUGUACCGGUACAUCCCGGCCCUCGACGGCCUCAAGGAGGGUCUCUUUGCCGGCUGGUUCGGCCCGAUCGGCGUCUCUGCGCUCUACUACGCCAUCCUCGCGCUCGAGACGCUUCCCGAGGAGCGCGUCGUCCUGCGCGAGGUCAUCUUCCCCGUCGUCAUCUUCAUGGCCAUGUCGUCGACCAUCGUCCACGGCAUCACGAUCCCGCUCGAGGACCGAGGUCGGGAGGCAGGACCAUGCUGCGAGCGGCGGCGGAACGGACCAGGGCAAGGAGCGGCACGUCACGUACGCGCUGCCGGACGAGGUGCCGAACGGGUUCUAGAGUAGAGUUAUCGAACGAGCGAGCGAGCGAGCGAGCGAGGAGGGAGCUGCAAUGUCGGAGCGCGAGUGCGAGUUUGAGAAGGUC
Messenger RNA from Rhodotorula graminis WP1, 1606 nucleotides. RefSeq lists its product as uncharacterized. Gene Ontology annotation, cellular component: plasma membrane. Gene Ontology annotation, biological process: proton export across plasma membrane; intracellular potassium ion homeostasis; sodium ion export across plasma membrane. Bases 103 to 1527 code for a protein of 474 amino acids. Gene Ontology annotation, molecular function: sodium:proton antiporter activity. The record is from RefSeq and is a predicted model, not a curated record. The transcript has 8 exons. NCBI's taxonomy places the organism in Eukaryota, Fungi, Basidiomycota, Microbotryomycetes, Sporidiobolales, Sporidiobolaceae.